CUCAAGCGUGCCGGGCUAGAUCGGGACUUGCAGAGCCGAGCCGAGCCGAGCCGAGCUCAGCCGUGCCGGGUCGGACCGUGCUGAGCUAAGCCUAACCAAGCCGAGCCUAGCCGCGCCGGGCCGGGAUGCUGCGGUACCUGCUGAAGACGCUGCUGCAGAUGAACCUGUUCGCAGACUCGCUGGGGGGAGAGGGCUCCAAUUCCUCCCAGCUCCUGCUCGGCAUCAACAGCACCAUCGCUGCCCUCCACCUCCCCGGCCUCACCCCCGGCAACGAGUCCCACCCUCAGCUGGAGGACACAGCACCCCGUAUCGUGGAGCACCCCACAGAUCUCCUGGUCUCCAAGGGGGAACCGGCCACCCUGAGCUGCAAAGCCGAGGGGCGCCCGGCGCCGGCGGUGGAGUGGUACAAGGAUGGGGAGCGGGUGGAGACGGACCGGGAGGACCCCCGCUCCCACCGCACCCUCCUGCCAGGGGGGUCCCUCUUCUUCCUCCGCAUCCUCCAUGGCCGGCGGGGGAAGCCCGACGAGGGGGUUUACGUCUGCGUGGCCAGGAACUACCUGGGGGAGGCCACCAGCAGGAACGCCUCCCUGGAGGUGGCCGUGCUGCGGGACGAUUUCCGGCAGCCCCCCGGGGACGUGGUGGUGGCGGCGGGGGAACCGGCCGUCCUGGAGUGCGUCCCCCCCCGCGGCCACCCCGAGCCCAGCGUCUCCUGGAAGAAGAACGGCGCCCGGCUGAGCAACAAGGAUGAGCGCCUGACGAUCCGCGGUGGGAAGCUGAUGGUGGCCAGCACCCGCAAGAGCGACGCCGGCGUCUACAUCUGCGUGGCCACCAACGUGGUGGGGGAGAGGGACAGCGAGCCGGCCGAGCUGGUGGUCUUCGAGCGCCCGGCGUUCGAGAGGAGGCCCCUCAACCAGGUGGUGCUGGUGGAGGGGACGGCGGAGUUCCCCUGUGAGGCGGUGGGGGACCCCCAGCCGGCAGCUCGCUGGCGCAAGGAGGAGGGCGAGAUGCCACCGGGCAGGUGGGAGGUGUUGCCCGACAACACCCUGCGGAUCAGCCGGCUGCGGGAGGAGGACGAGGGUACUUACACCUGCGUGGCCGACAACAGCGUGGGCAGGUCGGAGGCAUCGGGUACCCUCACCGUGCACGUGCCCCCCCAGCUCGUCACCGGGCCCCGCGACCAGACCGUCACCCCUGGCCAGAGCGUGACCUUCCAGUGCCAGAGCAAGGGCAACCCGCCGCCCGCUGUGUUUUGGCAGAAGGAGGGUAGCCAGACCCUGCUGUUCCCCGGCCAGCCCCCACACCCCACUGGCCGCUUUUCGGUGAGCCCCGGCGGUGCCAUCACCAUCACCGAUGUGCAGCCCGGCGACGCCGGCUAUUACCUGUGCCAGGCCAUCAGUGUGGCCGGCAGCGUCCUGGCCAAGGCACGGCUGGAGGUGGAAGGGGCACUGGCUGAGCACCGACCGCCGGUGAUCCGCUGGGGUCCCACCAACCGGACGGUGCUGCCGGUGGGGGCCACCGCGCUGUUGCCGUGCUGGGUGGGGGGCGGUGACCCCCCGGCCAGCGUGGGGUGGUUGAAGGACGGGAGCGCUCUGGUGGGGGGCCAACCCCGCACCAGCCUGAUGGAGAAUGGCACCCUACAGAUCACCAGCCUCCGGGUGACGGACUCUGGGCACUACGAGUGUGUGGCCACCAGCUCGGCGGGCAAGACACGCUGGGGUGGCUCCCUGGAGGUGCAAGGUGACGGAGCUGACUUUUCCCCGCCUUCCCCUGAGCCCAGUGUCCUCCCUGGGCCACCCUCCACCCCCGUGGUCACCAACGUCACCAAAAGCAGCGUCACCCUGAGCUGGAAAGGGAACAAGGACAGCGGUGCCACCGGCGUCACCUCCUACAUAGUGGAGGCUUUCAGCCAGGCGGCGGGUGGCCCAUGGCAGACUGUGGCAGCCGACGUGGUGGGUGAGACCCACACAGUGAGUGGCCUCGUCCCCGACACCACCUACCUCUUCUUGGUGCGGGCAGUUAACGCCUACGGGCUCGGCGACCCCAGUGGCGUCUCGGAGCCUGUGCGCACCCAAGAUGCCAGCCCCACGCAGCAAGGGCUGGACCCCGAACAGGUGCAGCGGGAGCUGGCACAAGUGGCCGUGCACCUCCAGGAACCCGUGGUGGUGCCGCCGGGUGCCAUCCGCCUCUCCUGGACUGUGGAACGCCAAGCACCCUUCGUUCAGGGCUACCGGGUGCUGUACCGGCAGCGUGGCGGGCACUGGGAGGAGGCGCAGGUGGUGCGGGCACCGGGGGAGCGGGGGGCUUUGCUCACCGAGCUGCGCCGGGGCCAGGACUACGAGGUCAAGGUCCAACCCUACUUCCAUCACCUCCAUGGCCCCGACAGCGCCGUGCGUGCCCUGCGCACCCCGGAGGCGGCCCCCAGCGCCCCACCGCGAGCCGUCAGCGUGGCUGGUAACGGCACCAGCGUCCGCAUCUCGUGGCAGCCACCGCCGCCGGCCGAGCAGAAUGGCAUCAUCCGGGAUUACCGGAUCUGGUGCUUGGGCAAUGAGAGCCGCUUCCACAUCAACCAGAGCGUGGAGGGGACGGUGCUGGCGACGGUGCUGCGGGGACUGGUCCCCGGUGUCCCUUACCGUGCUGAAGUCGCCGCCGCCACCGGCGCCGGUGUGGGCGCCCGCAGUGCCCCCAUCCCCAUCCGCAUCGCCCCCCCAGCGGAGCAGGAUGCAGGCCCGGCAGGCGGGAGCAGCGUGGCCAAGCGGUUGGCCGAGGUGGCCAGGCAGCCGGCCUUCAUCGCCGGCAUGGGGGGCGCCUGCUGGGUCAUCCUCGCCGCCUUUGCCGCUUGGCUCUACGGCCGCCGCCGGAGGAAGAAGGAGCUCAGCCACUUCGCCGCAUCCUUUGCCUAUACACCCGCCGGUAAGCCUAUAGGUGCCGCAGGGACCCGGCGCGGCCCCUCACCCCCCUCACCCCCACCUCUUUCUGCAGUUGGCUUCCCGGCUGCUCCAGCUCGCGGCAGCCCCAGGCCAGCUGCCGGUGGUGGUUACCCAUGGAUGGCAGACAUGUGGCGCAGCGGCACAGCCGGUGCCCCCGGCUGCUUGGGGACCCCUGAGAGAUACUACAACGACACUGGCAUCACCCGUUACAUCGCCCAGACGGAGCAAUUCGGGGUGGGGGCUGGUGAGGGGCCGGUUUACAGCACCAUCGAGGUGGGCGGCGAGGACCUCUGCACCUUCCCCCGUCCCUUCUCGCAGCACGGGACCCCCUACCCUGCGGGGGGUCCCCAGCCAACGGAUGCCGCGGUCCCCCAGGCACCCCGUGGCCGGGCUGAGCACGGGGUGAAAGGGAAGAAGCUGGGGCAAGCGGUGAAACCGCCGGCGGUGAGUUGGACGGAGCUGCUGCCCCCGCCGCCCUCGGCCAGCGAGCUCAGCCGGUGCGCCCAAGAGGAGGAGGAACAGGAGGACGAAGAGGAAGAGGCAGCCGGAGGGUUGGGGACGGAAGAGUGGUACCCCGGCGAGGAUGUCCCCUGUGCCACCGCUGCCUCCUCGCCCGCCGCCUCCUCCGGCUGCCGCUCCACCGCCACGCUGACGCCAUCGCCCCGUGCCGCCGAGGACGUCCCCCGCCUUCACAACUUCGACAGUCCCCGCCUGCCCCGGAGACCCCCCCAUGGCACCAGCACCUCUCCACGGGCAUCCAGCCCCCCACCCAGUCCAGCUGUCAGCGAGGGCCACCUACCCCGAGCCCGCCGCCCCCCCGGCACAGGGAAAACCCACGGGGAGACCCCCAAAAGUCGCCUGAAGCCCAAAUGCAACCGCUACCGCCGGGAAAAGCAGCCAGGAGACCUGCCGCCGCCGCCGCUGCCGCCACCGGGGGAGAGCCCCGGCCCCUCGCUGGAGAGGGAGCCGAGCGGGGCUGAGCGCAAGGUCACCCAUCGCCCACCCCGCGGUGACGAGGUCGUCCCUUACGGCAAACCCUCCUGCCUGGUGUCCGGCAGCUGCUCCACCACGGGCAGCGUUUCGUCCCGUGGCUCCACCGGCUCCCGUGGCCACGGCUCAGGGCACAGCCGGACGCCAGGGGUGGACCGUGGUGAAGGGACCGGCCACCGCCGCCGCCCAGGCCCCCCCUUUCCCUGCUCGUCGCAGGAGAAGCGAUGAAGCAGAGGGCGAGCCAGUG
This is a messenger RNA of Tyto alba (common barn owl), 4164 nucleotides long. It is a transcript of the gene ROBO3, whose product is annotated as roundabout guidance receptor 3. Gene Ontology annotation, biological process: cell-cell adhesion; axon guidance. Gene Ontology annotation, cellular component: plasma membrane; axon. The transcript has 26 exons. Gene Ontology annotation, molecular function: protein binding. The record is from RefSeq and is a predicted model, not a curated record. The coding region runs from base 126 to 4145 and encodes 1339 amino acids. Lineage: Eukaryota; Metazoa; Chordata; Aves; Strigiformes; Tytonidae.